AUGUCUCAACCAUACGGCGCAAUCACCAACGGUGAGAGCAGAGCUGAAAACGGCAUCUCCGCACAGAGCGAUGAGACGCAGGCUCUGCUCACUCCGAAGCCAGGAUCUAGAUCUUGGUUGCGCGAGAGAUUAGGUUCUGAUGUCCGCCGAGAUUGGGCUGAUGUUAUGCUUCUGGCGUGCUAUAUCAUAACAGGCAUUCUCGACAGUGCUUCCAUAUCAACAUGGGGUGCCUUUGUAUCUAUGCAGACCGUCUUCAUCGUUGCAGCUGCUUGUAUCGUUACCUGGGGCCCUAAAGGCGCAGGCCCAGAUGAUACACCCUGGUACGUCAUCGUACCAAUAGCUCUCGUGGCGUUCCAAAGCUGCGGACAAGCAGUCGCGAGCCGUGCGCUCAAGUUCAACGCUUUGACUAGUGUUGUUCUCACAAGCAUCUACUGCGACUUGUUCUCCGACGCGGAACUGUUUGAGAGCAUUUUCGUCAAUGCGGAGAGAAACAGGCGUGUCGCAGCACCGGUGCUCCUCCUCAUCGGCGCUAUAAUUGGAGGACUCAUUGCGAAGAGCGAGCUGGGGACUUCUGGUGCGCUGUGGGUAGCCGCUGUACUCAAGAUUACUGUCAUGUUUGGUUGGGCGGCGUGGCCUGCAGAAGAGGGGUCUUGA
Molecule: messenger RNA, 654 nt
Organism: Fusarium musae
Lineage: Eukaryota; Fungi; Ascomycota; Sordariomycetes; Hypocreales; Nectriaceae
Exons: 2
Coding region: 1-654 (217 amino acids)
Source: RefSeq, a predicted model, not a curated record